AUGGAUUAUGGGUAUGGAGGUUAUUCGUCAACGCCCUAUGGUGGCGGAGAAGGAGCUGGUGGUUUCGCACAAGGAGAAACCAGCAGUCAGUCCAAGGCAGCGUAUUCCGGCGAAUCUAGAUCUGUACGACCAGUCACAAUUAAACAAUUAAACGAUGCAUCUCAGGCAUUUCCAGAAGCACCCUUCAAAAUAGAUAACGCCGAUAUCAACGUAGUAUGCUUCGUUGGCCAGGUUCGAAAUGUCAACAAGCUUGCAACGCACGUCACAUACAAACUCGACGAUGGAACCGGUGAAACGGAUGUGAGAUAUUUUAUUCCUCCAGAAGAGAAAGAUGCGUUUGAUGAACUUGAGGCCAUGGACGUCAUGGCCAUGGACACAACAGGCGGUGGCAGCGGUGCCGGCGGCGUGACAGACAAAUCAGGGCGACCAAGGGCUCAUCAAGUAACCACGAAUGGAUAUGCGAAGGUGUUUGCCAAUUUAAAAACAUUCAAUGAUCGACGACAAGUUAAUGCGGUGUUGAUUCGCCCGAUAACGAAUAUCAACGAAUACCAUGUUCAUUUUCUCGAAGCGACAGCUGUCCAUCUUUAUUUCACCAAGGGCCCACCUCCAAAGGCUGGCGGCUCUGGAGCGGGUGCCGAAAGUGGUGGAGGUGCGAUGGACAUGGGCGGAAACAAUCUCUCUUUACCACGAAUGUCUCCGAUGGCGCGGAAGCUGUAUGACGCUCUCAGCAACAGCAGACAGACCAACGAAGGAAUGCAUGUGAACGUUCUUGCUCCGCUGAUGCAAGUGAAUGUAAAUGAAGUUUAUAAGGCUGCCGAAGAGCUACUGGGACUGAGUGUGAUAUACCACACGGUGGACGAGGAUACCUGGAAAAUCCUGGAUUGCUGA
Arthroderma uncinatum is the source of this 888-nucleotide messenger RNA. RefSeq names its product putative replication factor-a protein. NCBI's taxonomy places the organism in Eukaryota, Fungi, Ascomycota, Eurotiomycetes, Onygenales, Arthrodermataceae. The coding region runs from base 1 to 888 and encodes 295 amino acids. The transcript has 3 exons. Gene Ontology annotation, biological process: nucleotide-excision repair; DNA replication; double-strand break repair via homologous recombination. Gene Ontology annotation, cellular component: DNA replication factor A complex; site of double-strand break; chromosome, telomeric region. Gene Ontology annotation, molecular function: DNA binding. The record is from RefSeq and is a predicted model, not a curated record.